AUGUCAGUACGCGUGUCGAGGCCUCAGCUGUCAUUAUCUGAGAAAGGACACUUGGUCCUACGGCUGAUGUUCCGUGCUCCACUCCAAUUCAUUCUCAACUUCAUCUAUGGAGUGCCCUUCGCCAUUGCGCGAGGCAUUCCCCCCCGCUUCUUUGUCUUCUGUGCCCUCUACCGCUUCGUGCUGGGCUGCAUGCGGCCGCGGGAGAUCCAAUUUCUCAGUUCACCCUCUCUCAGGACCUACGAGAGAUGGAUCGAGAAGAAGAGGAAAGCACAUCCAGAACAUGCCGAUAGGCUGACUAGGGACGUCGAAAUGCUCCCAGAUAAUGAUGGAUCAGUAAUGUGGCUGGGAAACCGGAAAAAGGCCACGAAAUUUGUUCUCUUUUUCCACGGCGGUGGAUAUGUCGUGCCGUUGCUCCCAGGCCAUGUCGAGUGGUGUUGGCAAGCUUACGUCGCCGCCGGUCCUGGAGCGAAUGCCGAGGUAGCCGUCGCAAUUCUGCAAUAUACCCUCGUUCCCGAAGCGCGGUAUCCGACGCAGCUCCGGCAAGGCAUCGCGGCCCUCAAUCACCUUCUCCAGUCUGGGAUCAAACCGAGUGAUUUGAUCAUCGGUGGUGAUUCGGCGGGUGGUAAUUUGGCGUCUCAAGUCAUCCGCCACAUUUGCCAUCCCUGCCACCUGGAAAUCCCACCCAUUAGUCUCAACGGGCGCCUCGCGGGCGUAUUUUUGGUUUCACCUUGGCUCAGCAGCAAAGUUACUGCGGCUGCAUUCCGUGAAAACAAUUACGUUGACAUGCUCACCAGAAAAUGCAUGUCUCACGCCACAGCAGAGUUGCUUCAUCCUCGGUUCCCCGCCAAAACGAAGUCCGAUGAGAGUGACUUGGCCAUGGCAAUGCCUAUGGACGGAGACCUUACUUGGGUAGACGAUAUAACAAUCGCGACUAAGAGUCUCUACAUCACCGGUGGUCAACAAGAAGCAUUCAGAGAUGAUAUUCGGUCGUUCGCGGAGCAUAUCAGUUGCAGCAAAAACGACCUAGAUUUGCUUGUUGAACUGGCAGAACGUGAAGCUCAUGACUUCAUCCUGCUUGAAGGCCAAAUUGGACGUGUUGGAGACGCGACAGUUAGAAUGAGGAACUGGGCUGCAGCUCAGUUAACUUCUGGACUUGGGCAGAAUUCAUCGUGA
Molecule: messenger RNA, 1173 nt
Organism: Colletotrichum truncatum
Lineage: Eukaryota; Fungi; Ascomycota; Sordariomycetes; Glomerellales; Glomerellaceae
Molecular function (GO): lipase activity
Source: RefSeq, a predicted model, not a curated record